UAGUUUGAAAAACACUUUUGUACGUCGCGCAACAUAUAACGGAUAAGUGCAACGCCAAACAUUUGAGGAAACGCGCUCUUGGUACAGCUGGAUUUCAAAGACUGAGGAAAUUUUAGUGAACAAACUUUUUUGCUGGAUUUACCUAAAAGUUGCUGGAGUGCAGUGAAAUACGAAAAUAAAAUUUGACGAAUUUAAAGAAUACAUAUGUAUGUAGGCUUAUCGGAAAGUGAAAAAAACUGAAAUAAAUUAAAACGACAUAGAUAUGUAUAUUGUGAAAUUAGAAGGAUAACUAACAAAAUAGUGUUUUAUGGUGAUUUUUUGAACGCAAGUGAAAUUUUAAAAUUGGUUUGAUAGAAAAGACGAAGCUUUCAAUUAAGACUAGUAGUGUUGCUGUGGAUGGUGCAAUCUGAAAGGAUAAUUAAUUGAAAUCGGAAUAAAAUAACGGAAAAAUAUUUAUCAUACGAUUGAGGCGUGUAAAAACUUAAGAGACUUAAGAGACUUGUGAGACCCGCCAAAUUUUGAAUUUACUCUUCCACUCAACUUUUCAUAAACACCAAUAUAUAUUUAUAAAGAAAUCUAAAUUGAUAACAUAAGUACCGAUAAGACGAGCGUAGAGCCAAGCAUAGCAGUACAAAGCAUGGGCGAAUUGGAAGAGAAGGAGACAGGACCAUCAGAAACUACACCACAACAAGAGGUAGUCGACGAGCCCAAAGAGACUGAUAAAAUGCUCGAUAAAAAGGAAGACACCGAGGCUGUUGAACAGCAAACAGAAAAUGCGGGCGUUAAGGAUAAGAAUCCCAGUCCCAAUACGGAAAAGAAAAGGGCUGCUUCCUCGAAACCAGCCACACCAACUUCAUUAGGUGGCAAGAAAUCAUCAAUUCAGUCUGUGGAAAAACUGGCUACCAACGGUGUUGAUGAUGCACAGUCGGUGAAAGCGAAUGGGGGUAGUGGUGAGGAGAUAAUUGAUAUACCCGAAUCGACUAAAACUGAGGAGGGCGAUGAGAAGAAGAUCUCCACCGAAGAUCGUGAGGUCAAACCGAAGAAGAUACCAAUUGGUGGUUUGAAAUUGCCUGGUUUCUUUAUGAAAAACAAACCCAAAGCCGAUGGUGAUGGCGCUGAUGGCGAGCUUUUGGAGAGAGAAAAUAAGGAUGAAAUGCCUGCUGAAACGGUAAACGGCGAGAGCAAGUCGAGCAAGAAAGACGAGAAGCCGCGCAGCAGCUUUGGUGAACGCUUACGCAACUUCUUUGUACGAAAACCCACUGCCGAUAAGCAACAGAAUAAGCAAACAGCGAAUGGCGAUGCUGACGCAAAGAGUGAAGCUACCGCUGAGGCCGCAGCCGCAGAUGGCGAGACUAACAACACAACUAACGCCUCGGAUGCGCCCCCACAGAAACGCGGACUUUUGAAUGCGAUCAAAUUGCCAAUUGCAAAUAUGAUACCAAGAAAGAAGACAGAUGACGAUGUCGAACUGGGCAUGGGCAAGGCUGGAUUGGCCUCGAUGGAAACACUCGAUGACUCGCUGAAAGAUCAGGACUGCGUUGAUAAAGCACCCGCUAGAAACAAUGGCACCGAGGAUCCUGCAAAGCUGAAGAAAGCAACAAGCAGUGAAAUCAAACAAGAAUCGCCUGAAGAUAAAGCCACCGAAGAACCCGAAGCGCCUAUGUCUUUCGCCGAUCGCUUGCGGUCGUACCGUUGCUCAGUGGAUGACGGUCUUAUCGUGCUUGGCAUUUUGCUAUUCCUUGCGCUCAUCGCUGUUAUUGGCUAUGUGCUUUCUUUGGAAACGCUCACUUCACCGCCGGUGCGUGAGGGCCGCUUUAUCGAUGCCGUUACCGGCUGCGGCAUGGUUGAGGGACUGCAGGAGGAUGGCGCUUUUGCUUUCCGCGGCAUACCGUAUGCGCUCCCACCUCUCGGUGAUCAACGCUGGCGUCCAGCACAACCGAUCGGCGGCAUUGACGAUUGUUGGAACGGCACCUUGAAGGCACACAAUGUCAGCAACUACUGUACACAGCGCUUGGGUAAUGGCACCAUUGUUGGCGAUGAAGACUGCUUGUAUUUGGAUAUUGUAACACCACACGUGCGUUACAACAGCCCUGUGCCGGUAAUUGUGCUGAUUGGUGCCGAAACUUUAACGGGCCCGUCGCCGGGCGUACUACGUCCCUCGGCAAGGUAUUCGCGUUCACAUGACGUUAUCUUUGUGCGUCCUAACUUCCGUUUAGGUGCGUUUGGUUUUCUUGCCUUGGAGGCGCUCACUAAAGACGCUUAUCCACGCACUUCGGGCAACUAUGCACUCUCUGACAUCAUUGCCGCUCUGAAAUGGAUACAAUUGAACAUCGCACAUUUCGGCGGCGAUCCUAAAUCGGUAACUUUGCUUGGUCAUCGUGCUGGUGGUACACUCGUUUCGGCGCUUGUGACUUCAAACAAGGUGGAAGGUCUUUAUAAAAAUGCUUGGGUUUCGUCUUCGUCGGCCAUAUUCCCGGGCAAACCUUUGGAAGAGUCGGAGAAACGCAAUGCACAAUUUAUGACGGCUUUGGACUGCAGUAGCAUCUCGUGCUUACGCAACGCUGCGACUGAACAAAUUUGGGCUGCGACACCCGAUACCUGGCUUCACUUCCCCGUAGACAUGCCGACCACCGAUGAGAACCCGAGCACGCGGCAUGAAUGGCUCGUAUUAGAUGGCAACAUAUUGCAACGUCACCCCGCAGACGCAUGGAAAGAAGAACACACCGGCAAACCGAAACUUGUCAUGGGAACAACAGCACAUGAGGCACACACUGAACAGCUUCGUCAACGACACGCCAACUGGACUAGUGAAGAGAUACGAGCAUUUAUUGCAACUUCGAAAAUUGGCGCACUCAAUCUAACCGACGAAGCUAUCCGACUCUACAAUGCGACAAAUUAUCGCAGUCUAGUCGCCAUGAUCACCGACAUCCGCACCAUCUGCCCACUUUUGACCAAUGCGCGCCUGCAGCCAACAGUACCAUUCUAUGUAGUGCAACAAGGAGAGGGCGAAAAUCAACUAGCUACUGUUGAUACAGACGUGCUUGCCAUACUGGGCCGGUACGAACCACACACAGCCGAGCAGCGACGAUUUAUGUCGUCUAUGCAACAACUCUUCUACUACUACAUCUCACACGGCACUGUGCCACAGUACGAUCCCAGCCGAAGAGUGCUGAGCAUUGCGCAAGAUCCCCUGCCGCAGUCAGAUCAUCCGAACUGCAAUUUUUGGAUAAGCCAUGACAUUGUGCCGCGUUACGCUCGCGUCGAUUAAAGUGCUUGUGUGCUGGAGAUGUAAGGGUGUAGUAGCAAGCAAUUGAUGGUGCGCUCGAGGGUUAGGUGACACAAAAACAUUACCGAGAAUAAAUAUGUAUGUAUGUCGAUGUUAAGUAAGGCGAAGAGGAGAAUGCGAGUGGCUGUGGAUGUAGAGCGAAAAGCAGACUGACACUUUCAUAGAGUGCGUAAUUGGAGAGGCAACGGGAUUGCGCAACGAGAUUCAAUAUAUGUAUAUACUUACACACAUAUAUAUGUAUAUGAAUGCAUUUAUACAAAUUGGAAGAGUUGACUGACGCUCCCAACCGCUCCCAAAAGAGCAGUCGCAAAAUCCAAAUAACAUUAGAAGAAAGUAAAAAAA
Molecule: messenger RNA, 3628 nt
Organism: Ceratitis capitata (Mediterranean fruit fly)
Lineage: Eukaryota; Metazoa; Arthropoda; Insecta; Diptera; Tephritidae
Gene: Nrt
Product: neurotactin
Exons: 4
Coding region: 638-3268 (876 amino acids)
Source: RefSeq, a predicted model, not a curated record